Molecule: messenger RNA, 894 nt
Organism: Pocillopora verrucosa
Lineage: Eukaryota; Metazoa; Cnidaria; Anthozoa; Scleractinia; Pocilloporidae
Product: adenosine receptor A2b-like
Biological process (GO): G protein-coupled receptor signaling pathway
Cellular component (GO): plasma membrane
Molecular function (GO): G protein-coupled receptor activity
Source: RefSeq, a predicted model, not a curated record
AUGGAAAAUAACACUAACAUCUCAAACCACGGAUCAGAAAGCCACAACUUUCACGCCAAACCUUUCGUUGUUGUGAACUGUGCCUUGAAUGCGCCAUUAAUGCUUGUAUCAAUUCUGGGCAACACGUUGAUUCUUGCCGCCAUUAUAAGGACUCCGUCGAUUCGUUCUCCGUCAAUGAUUAUGCUCGGUAGUCUUGCUGCUACAGACCUUCUGGUAGGUCUUAUCGCUCAGCCGUUGUUUAUUGCAGAUGAGCUCAUUAUGAAGAACCAUGUUCUUUACACUCUUUCCGCAAUGAUAGGAUUCGCCUUAUGUGGUAUUUCUCUCACAACCAUAACAGUUAUUAGCAUGGAUCGUUUUAUUGCACUGCAAUAUCACUUGCGAUAUGCAACUCUUGUGACCAAUUCCAGAGUGAUGUAUUCUAUAGUAGCGGUAUGGUUGAUAAUCUUGAUCUAUUCAGGACUUCGCUUAUGGGAUAACGUUCUAUUUCACCUACUUUCCGCGAUAUUUACCGGUGUUUACCUUGCCAUAUCCACGCUUUGUUACAUUAAAAUUUAUCAAAUCGUCCGACGCCAUAGAUUGCAGAUCCGCUCUCAAGAACAAGCUACAAAACGCCACAUCAUUCAGAAUCGCAUAGAAAAAAUGCGAUUAAAACAAAGCGCUUUGAACACGUUCGUUUUUUAUAUCUCCAUGAUUGCAUGUUACUUUCCCUCGUAUGUUUUGCUCUUUCUUUUUGGAAUUUCCUAUUCCACAUGGAAAACUGAAUGGACCAUCUCGACUACCGUUGUGUUCAUGAACUCGUCCCUGAAUCCAAUUCUGUUUUGCUGGCGUAUUCGCCAUCUUCGGGUUGCAGCUGUGAAGACGGCAAGAUAUAUGUUAUGCACCACCACUGAUUAA